AUGCGCCUGACGUACAACCUGCGCCGCUACCACAAGAUCAGGAAAACACCUCGUCCCGGCUUAUCCAAAAUCCUGGCGGAUAUCGAGGAAGAUCCAGCUUCCGACAAGGCCCGCUCUAGUCAGUUGAAUUUGCGUCGCCGAAAAAGCAACAUUUCCAAAAGCUCAGCAGAAGCAGAAAUCCGUCGAGGAUCGAAGAAGUCCAUGAAAAACCAGAAGCUGGACGUUCGGAACUUGGAGCAUAGAAGCGAUUUUCUAACAGCCCGCGGUUCUACUGAUGCUAUUGAUGGCAGCUUAUUAGAUCAAGAUCCGGAACACGCAGAAAAGAAAGCAGAUUCUAUUUUUUCGUCGGAAGAGGAAGUCGAAAACGAAGAAAAUGUCGAAGAAGGAGGAAAUUUGAAAGAAGAGGCGAUACACGUUAAUUGCAUCUGCAAACAACUUCACGAGGAUAAUUUAUCGCUGAACAAACGUCUCGAUGAGCUAAUGUUGAUGAUGAUGGAAAUGAAAAGUGGCAGGCAGACGGCUUUUGGAACAAAUGCGGAUAGCAGGGCAAAUGAUAGACCAAUUAACUUAGAUGUGUUGCCGGAUGUUUCUGAAAGUCGAAUUUCCGCCGCGGAUACUGAGAUGUAA
This is a messenger RNA of Oikopleura dioica, 627 nucleotides long. NCBI's taxonomy places the organism in Eukaryota, Metazoa, Chordata, Appendicularia, Copelata, Oikopleuridae. The record is from the annotation of a GenBank genome assembly.